Molecule: messenger RNA, 3375 nt
Organism: Tripterygium wilfordii
Lineage: Eukaryota; Viridiplantae; Streptophyta; Magnoliopsida; Celastrales; Celastraceae
Product: disease resistance protein RGA2-like
Exons: 3
Coding region: 287-2941 (884 amino acids)
Biological process (GO): regulation of DNA-templated transcription
Molecular function (GO): DNA-binding transcription factor activity; sequence-specific DNA binding
Source: RefSeq, a predicted model, not a curated record
AGAGCGCAACCCACUAAUGAUUUCAUUAGAGCUUCAAAACGGUGCACACCAAAGAUUCAAAGGAAGAUACCACUUACCGGUCCAAAUAACUUUGAAAGCCCCAAAUCGAUCUCGAUCACAACCCUAACGAAGACCCGCGAAGCUUUAUCCAGAAGGGCGAGAGAUUCAACCAACGAUGACGAAGUUCGAGCAUCCAACCAGUUUAUGAAUGAUAGCCGUCCAUUUCUCUUGAGAUGUUUUGGUUAUAAAUCUGGUUUCUUCCCAUCAGGAGGUAGAGGUGAACAGAAUGGAUUUCCUUCGGCGACUUAAAGAGAUCAUCAAUCUACCCCGCGACGAUGUCAUGUCUUCGCCGCAAUGGUUUUCCCAGAACGUGCUGCCUCACGAAACCCUGCGGCUCGACUCUUCCCAUUUGGAGGUAGAGGUGAACAAAAUGGAGAUCACCAAUCUACCGCCCGACGAUGUCAUGUCUUCGCCGCAGUGGUUUUCGCAGAACGUGCUGCCUCACGAAAACCUGCGGCUCGACUCUUCCGAUAUGGUGGUAGAGGUGAACAAAACAAAUCUCCUUAGGCGACUUGAAGAGAUCACCAAUCUACCGCGCGAUGAUAUCAUGUCUUCCCUGCAGUGGUUUUCCCAGAACGUGCUGCCUCUCCAAAACUGCUGGUGGGUCACGUUGGUACUGAGACUGUUUGCCUCCCGCAUGCCCUUUGAAGACAACCCCGGCCCCCUGAUUUUAUUCCAAAAAAACAGCCCUCAACAUCAGUCUGUCAAAGAGGCGCUGGAAUGGUUUGCCAAGAAGCUGCAGUUAUGCAAAGAAGACAGCCCCGAAUGUAGGGAUGUCACGGCGGUUCUGCGAUAUUUUGUCCAUCAAUUGGGGUUAUACAAGGAUGAUAAUCCUAAUUGCUGCCAGAUAAAGGUGUCUAAGAUGGGUAGGGCAGUUUUUGAGGCUAUGACAAAGAACAAGUCCAGAAAUGCUCUUGAGCGUGAAUAUCUUCAUUAUUGGUCAUCUCAUGUGAUAGAAUCUAAACAAAGUUCUCCCGUGGUAGAAUCGGAUUCCACGGAUUCUGAUGUUCCUAGCUGGACCGUUCUUAUUCCUCAUGUUAAUGGCAGGGCAUUACCUUAUGAUGGAUUUCAGUGGAGUGAUACAAAUUUUUAUCUACACAAAUGUGAUGUUGAUUCAUGUUCAGCCAUGAAGCAUGUGUACUGGUGUCAUGAACCCAAUCUGACCAUUUUGUACGAGGGAGCUCAUUAUCAUAAACCUCUAUUUGACUUACCGGAUGAGAUAGAGAUUAGUGAUCCUCUAGAGUCUAUGAAGAGGUAUAUUUGUCAUUUUCCCGCAGAAUAUAAGUUUCACAAGAGCACUCUCAUUCAAUUAUGGAUAGCUGAAGGGUUCAUUAAGGAAGAUCUAAAUGGUAGAAUGGAAGACACUGGCAGUGUGCAUUUCGAUUGUUUAUUGAAGGAAAAGUUUAUAGUGUGUGCACAAAGGGAUCCUAGGUUCCUGGAUGGGAAUACAUACAAAGUCAAUACGGCCAAGAUUGGGGAGAGUUUACUGUUAAAUGAUGACAAGCUGGAAUGUAUCUCUGAAGAUAUAAAGACCAUGUCCCUCCUCUACAAGGACAUAAAUCACGUUUUUGAGUCUCUCAAAAAAUUUAAGAGUUUGUCCACCCUACUUUUGUUUCCGCGUCCUGGCAUUUGCAUCAAGCCCCUUACUGAUGCAAUCCUCAUGAGAUCUUUAAACGUUUUAAAGUUAAGUGAUUCCGGCAUUUCUGAAUUACCGGGCUCGAUUGGGUGUCUGGAGUCGCUGCGUUAUCUUGAUGCCUCUAAUACGACCAUUGGGGGAUUGCCUUCAACAAUUUGUCAGCUUCAAUAUUUGCAAACUUUGAAACUCAAAGAUUGCUUAAACAUUUAUUAUUUACCUCGAGACUUGAAGAAGUUGAUUAGUCUUAGGCAUCUUGAUUUGGAUGUUGCUCACAUGUUAAAACGUUUACCGGCAGGGGUGGGAUGCUUAACCAACCUUCAGACAUUGCCAGCGUUUGUUCUUGAUCAAUUUGGUGAGUGUAGAAUCGGGGAACUCAAGCAUUUGAAUAACCUUAGUGGAGAAUUUCGCAUUCUGCAGCUUGAAUAUGUGGUGAAUGCAGAUGAGGCUAAGGAAUCAGCAUUGUGUGAAAAAAGAUACCUUGACAAAUUGGAGUUGCAAUGGAGCUAUUACCAUAAAAAUGUUGACAAAGAGGAGGAAAUUCUUGAAUGUCUUCAACCCCAUUACAAUCUUAAGGAGUUGAGUAUAUGCAGCUACCUUGGGUCGCAUCUUCCUAGCUGGAUUGGCAAUCCAUUAUUCAAGGACCUUGUCGGUAUUAAUCUGGAUGCGUGCACAAACUGCCAAUUUCUCCCUUCUAUUGGGGUUUUGCCUUCCCUCAAGGUUCUUUGCAUCUGGAAAAUGGAUUGCGUGAAGCAAAUUAGCGAAUCUUUUUUCAGAAAUAGCACAUAUCCGACUGGUGUUUCAUUUCCAAAUCUAAAUAUGCUGAUGCUUGAUGACAUGCCUAGUUUGGAAAAGUGGACUGGAAUGGAAAUAGGUGAUUUACCAAGCUUGCGUGAACUCAGAAUUGAUUCUUGUCCAGAACUCGUUACUCUUCCUUGUUUAUCAAGCCUCAAAUCACUAGAAAAUUUGCAACUAAUCGACUGUCCAAAGCUCUCACCCUUUGUAGGAGAAUUACCAAUGUCGAUGAAGGAGCUUUAUGUAGAUGGUAGCCCUCUAAUCGAACAACAGUGCAACUCGGAGAGUGGUAAGGACUGGCAGAAAGUAGUUCAUGUGCCCUCUCUUUAUAUGGGUGGCCAAUGGAUCUCCACGGGUAUGGGCGAGAUUUUUUCAACUCAAAAUCUUCAAGGAAGUCCUCUACCAAGUGGUACAGCUACCCAAUCAUCCAUCCAAGCUUCCACCACCAUCUAAGGUCCUAAACAACUGCAAUUUGUUUGAUAAUCUGUAUAGCUGCUGUCUGCUGGGGAUAUGUUCUGAUGUAGAGAUGUUCGUGCUUUCUUUGGUAAUGUUCGGACUUCUGAUGUUCAAGAUUCAAAUUGUCGUGACAGAUCGUUUAUGACAUUAUUCCUGGUUGGGAAUGAUAAGUUUCUGGUGGUGAUUCUGGUUUAAUUUGGGUAUGCGUUACCCGGUAGUACUAGCCAGACUUUGUUGGGGCUUUGAAUGGCAAGCUCUUUGUUGUUUUUUAUUUGGAUGUGAUGCUUGAUCCAUAUUUAAUUAAGUAUGGUGCACGCUGCAAACAUGUCCCCGCAUCUUCUUGUUUUUUUUUUUUUAUGGUUCCGCCUAGUUUGAUAUGUGUUUCCCUACUGAGGACUUUUGUUCUAUUAGUGCAUCUUAUUUUUGAACCA